AAAUUUGGGUUAAAAACAUUGGUCUUAUACUAUAAUUCAAUUAACAAUGUCUUUGGAUAUUAAUAAACAGACAGAAUUUCAUCUACGACAUUUAAAAAUGCUUCCACAUAAUUAUUUAUUUACAGAUACAAGCCGAAUGAGUAUAUGUUUUUUUUGUAUCUCUUCUCUUGAUCUUCUUGGUUCAUUAGAAACGUCUACAACAUCUUUACAAAGGAAAAGCUGGAUAGAUUGGAUAUAUUCAUGUCAAGUAUCAAAUGGAUUUCGUGAUUGGCCAGCAACAGAAUCUUUUCAACCUUCAUGUGAUAAUUUAGUUCAUAUAGCAUCUACAUAUUUUGCAAUAUGUAUUCUUCUAAUACUUAAAGACGAUUUGAAAAGGCUAAAUAGGAAAAAUAUCAUAGAAUCAAUUGCACGUUUACAGAAUGAAGAUGGGAGUUUUCAUCCAUGUUUAGUAAAUGACGAAAAUAUACAUUAUUUAGAGAAAACAGAUAUAAGAUUUACAUAUUGUUCAAUUGCUACUUUUUAUAUCCUUGGAUGCAAAAAUAUAGAUAAAUAUAUACAAACAGAACCUCUUUUAAAAUAUAUAGAAUCUUGCAAGUCAUAUGAUCAUGGAUUUUCAGAAAAUCCAAAGAGAGAAUCACAUGCGGGGUAUACAUAUUGCGCAGUUGCAUCACUUAGUUUACUCAGAGAUAUGUCGCCUUUUGUAAAUAAAAAGCUAUCAUCUUUAUCUUUAGAAAAAACUGUAGAUUGGUUGCUGAAAAAACAAUUAUCAAAUAUUGAUGAUUACGGAGGGUUUUCAGGAAGAACAAAUAAACCUUCUGAUACAUGUUAUUCUUUUUGGGUUGGAGCGGCAUUAAAAUGUCUUGAUGAUGAUAUGAAUUAUAUAUAUAAAGAAUCAUGUAAAGAAUUCCUUUUAAAUAAAACUCAUAGCAUAGGAGGGUUUGUAAAAUCUAAGGGCCAAUAUCCAGAUGUAAUGCAUUCCUAUUUCGCCCUCGCUGCACUUUCGAUUUUUGGUGAGAAGAGUCUUUUAGAAAUUGAACCAGCUCUUGGUAUUUCAAAAAGUUCAUUACAAGGUUUAAAAAUGUUCAACGAAAAUUAAUUUUUUUUAAUAAACUCAUCAUCUAAAUAUUAAAGUUAUUUAUUUG
Messenger RNA from Pneumocystis carinii B80, 1142 nucleotides. RefSeq lists its product as hypothetical. The record is from RefSeq and is a predicted model, not a curated record. Gene Ontology annotation, cellular component: CAAX-protein geranylgeranyltransferase complex. Gene Ontology annotation, molecular function: CAAX-protein geranylgeranyltransferase activity. Bases 47 to 1096 code for a protein of 349 amino acids. The transcript has 5 exons. Lineage: Eukaryota; Fungi; Ascomycota; Pneumocystomycetes; Pneumocystales; Pneumocystaceae. Gene Ontology annotation, biological process: protein geranylgeranylation.